This is a messenger RNA of Macrosteles quadrilineatus (aster leafhopper), 1784 nucleotides long. Its product is annotated as folate transporter 1-like. Bases 57 to 1484 code for a protein of 475 amino acids. NCBI's taxonomy places the organism in Eukaryota, Metazoa, Arthropoda, Insecta, Hemiptera, Cicadellidae. The transcript is spliced from 10 exons. The record is from RefSeq and is a predicted model, not a curated record. Gene Ontology annotation, molecular function: vitamin transmembrane transporter activity. Gene Ontology annotation, cellular component: plasma membrane. Gene Ontology annotation, biological process: transmembrane transport; vitamin transport.
CAAUCUUCAUCACUUUGCAUUUUUUGUUCAGGAAAGCAUUAUUGUAAAAAGCAAACAUGCUUUGUCAGUGUGGAAUAGUAACAAUUGCAAUAUAUGGAUUCCUGAAAAACUUUUGUCCGGAUGGAGUUUAUCUUUCCAACAUACUUUUCAGCCCUCCAAAGAAUUUAACAGUAGCUGAGGUAACUCAAGAUAUCUACGCAGUCAUGGCUUACACAAAUCUUUUCUUCACCUUUGUCGCACUUCUAGUCACAGACAUUCUUCAAUACAAAACCAUUAUCAUCUUAGGAGCUUUAGCAUCUGCAGUGAAGUGUCCGGUUCUAUAUUUUGGAACUACCGUUGCACAUAUUCAGAUUGCUCAGGGGCUGUUUGCUUUUUACCGAGCGUCCCAAGUAGCUUAUCGUACCUACAUCUACACUCAAGUUAAGAAACAUAACUACCAGCAAGUGACAGCUGUAGUGCACAUAACUCCAAAACUGGGAACUUUGGUCUCGGCACUCUUAGCUCAGUUUCUCAUGUCAACCCAUUUCGUCACUGUCCAGAGCCUAAUUCUAAUCUCUUUUGUUGCACUCAGUGCUUCAUUCCUGACUGCGCUCGCAUUGCCAUCAGUGGAAGGCACUGCUUACUCGGCCGACAAAAACUCUCUUGAAAAGCAAGGCGUUAAAGGCUGUCAGAGAUAUCGUCAUGCCGCCCGCCUACUCUGGGAGGAGCUCAAGUUUGCAGCCUCCAAUGUAAACACCCUCAAAUGGUGUGUGUGCUGGAUCUUGUCUAACGGAGCCUUCCAGUUGGUGUGCGAUUACUACGUGCAAGCGUUGUGGAACGAUGUUACAGGGUCGAGACAAAACACAUACAAUGCUGGAGUAGAAGCCAUCUACGCCUGCUGUAGCACCAUAAUAUGCUUCAUGGUGGGCAAGCUGAAGAUAGAUUGGCAGAACCACGGGGAGAUUGUCAUUGCAGUUUGUACCCUGGUACAAGCAAUGGCUCUCUGUGCUUCAGCACAGUCCUCGUCCAUCAUAAUGUCUUACGGACUUUACAUCACUGCUUCUCUACUUUAUGACUUCAUGACUGUCAUCAGCAAUUCACAGAUAGCGCUGCAAGUGAAGAAUGACAGUUUUGGGCUCAUCUUUGGGAUCAAUACAUUCCUAUCAAUCGGUUUCCAAGGUAUUCUAACAUAUGUUUUGACUUCCAAGAACACUUUGGCUCUUCCCAUCCGUAAACAGUUUGUAGCAGUAGGCGUUUGUUUUGCUAUUUUGGGAAUAAUAUUCUUAGCUAAAACGAUCUCAUCGAUGAUUUUCUCAAGGUCAGCUUUAGUAAAGGAAAGUCUUCCAACAGAGCUGAGUAUCAACAGUGUCAGCAAAGCUGCAACACUCGACAUCAGAGAAACUGGUCGCAACAGUGUCGAACAAUCUAGCCAAACCUCGCCAAGGUUAGAAACAAUCAACUCAGCCAAGUCAAAAACAUCUAAUGGUGUCUGUAUGAAAUACUAGAUAAGAAAUGAGUAAAUAGGUUAAAACGACAAAGUUUGAAUCAAGAGGGCCUUUUGGAAAGUAACUUGCGUCAGUAAUAUACUUCAAGAGUUGCACCUCUUCACUACUUUCACUAAUUCCAUGUUCAUAAAAAUCUCCAAGUUUCUUCACCUUUAAAACCCAAUCUUUUUUAUAAGAACUACUCUACUGUUUCAUGGAUUAAACAUGUGAAACUCCUCAUGGAUCACAAAACAUGAUUGCCAUGAGUUUCCUGGAAGGGAAAUCUUGCUCAGCCUUCAAGAUUAAGUGUAUGUGUGUAUG